AUGCACAUUGAGAGCUUGGUCUCCGUCGUGUUCUACCGUGGUUUGACCAUGCAGGUCGCUGUCGAGCGUGACGAACAAGGUCGUUCAAACUACUCUAUGUGUGCCGUUAACCCAAGCCGUAUCUCCAAGACUUUCAACGAGCAGGCCCUGCAGUACGUUGUGGAGAACAUUUCAGAGCAAACUGGCUGGCUUCUGGAGAUUGUCAACUACAAUGUGGCCAACAUGCAGUAUGUGGCUGCUGGUGAUCUUCGUGCUCUCGACUGUCUUACCAACCUGCUCAACUUCCUCAAGGCCCAGAACAUCGACAUUCCCGCUCUGAUGCAGAGCAUGUCGCUUGAGGAUGUCAAGGCUCAUCUGACGGGCAUCAUUCAGGAAUGUGUCAAGCAGACCGAGUCCAAGCCGCGGCCCAUCCAGCUGGAGCGUGGUUUCGCCACUAUCCCGCUGAAGGGCAUUGACGUGCCUUUCCACAGCACCUUCUUGCGCUCCGGUGUCAAGCCUUUCCGGUCCUUCCUGCUGAAGAAGAUCAACAAGACUACUAUCGACCCCAGCAAGCUGGCUGGCAAGUAUAUUCCUAACGUCACUGCUCGCCCCUUCGAGAUUACUAAGGAGUACUUUGAGGAUGUGUACCGUAUCACUAACUCGCUCCGGAUUGCCUCCAUCCUGGCCAACUGGGAGAAGUACGAAGAGGGCACCGAGACCACUGCCCGUGCGGCCUAA
Aspergillus thermomutatus is the source of this 717-nucleotide messenger RNA. It is a transcript of the gene FAS1, whose product is annotated as beta subunit of fatty acid synthetase. The record is from RefSeq and is a predicted model, not a curated record. Gene Ontology annotation, biological process: long-chain fatty acid biosynthetic process. Lineage: Eukaryota; Fungi; Ascomycota; Eurotiomycetes; Eurotiales; Aspergillaceae. The transcript has 2 exons. The coding region runs from base 1 to 717 and encodes 238 amino acids. Gene Ontology annotation, cellular component: fatty acid synthase complex.